Messenger RNA from Cucurbita pepo subsp. pepo (vegetable marrow), 972 nucleotides. RefSeq lists its product as uncharacterized. Lineage: Eukaryota; Viridiplantae; Streptophyta; Magnoliopsida; Cucurbitales; Cucurbitaceae. The record is from RefSeq and is a predicted model, not a curated record.
UUUUUAUCUCCUCUGUUGCGUUUGCGUCGUUUGUUCUUAUUGUUCUGCAUUUUUAUGGGUUGUGAGUUUAAUUCUGAUUAAUGGCUUUGUCUGGAGUUGGGAAGUGCUGAAAGAAUGUGGUUCUUAUAAAAUUAAUGACCUAAUUUAUUGAGAGAUGAACAAGAACACUGUUUCUGAUGCCCAAUUUUAUCCUUGUGUUCCGAUGGAUCGUUUUCUGGGCCUUUUGAAUUUCUCAACCUGUUCGGAUGAUGAGGUAGGCGAAAGUGGUAGAGUGUCCAAUAUGGUAGGGUUCCCUUCAACAUCGUAUUGAGUUCAUGGAUGAUCAUUGCAUUCCCAGGAGGAGAUAAGGUGAGAAUGGCGAUGGAAGGAGUUGCUUCUAUUGCACUUUUGCCUUGUGGCUCUGUCUCUGGCCACUUCAUUCAACUUCCUCACUUCGUCUGCUAUGGCCUACACGGCACCGAAUUGGAAUGUGAAAGAGAGUGUAGCCGAGGUGAGGAUUACCGCUUGAUCAAGCUCACAAUUACGAACUACAAUAACAAGCAAGAACGAACCGUCGUUGUUGAACGUAGAGGCCAUGAUGCUGCACGGUUUCGCAGCAUCGUUCAUGCUCAUGGUUGGGAAGAGGAUGUAGUGAAAAUGGUUGAAAAAAAGCAUGGAAAGAAUGACAUAAUGAUUUCGUUCGAGUGUCAAACGUUGAAGUCUGAGCAAGCGGCUGAGGAUCAUAUCAGACAGUUUAUUCCCAAAUUAGUAGGACAAGACGCUGUGGUUAACGUGGGGCCAAUGAGCAUCAGAGGAUUGGAUUUUGAAGCAGAGGAGCAACCAGGAGAGUGAUGCAACAAUUGGAAACAUUUUGAAUAAGACUUUUUUCAACCCAUGGCUUGUAAAUCAAGGUCCUUUAACCCAGACUUACAACAGAAUUUUUAUCUUUAAAGUCGUUUUUCGAUCAACAACGUCAUUAACUUAAAAGAGAAA